AUGUCUCAGUCACCGGGAGGACGGGAAGGCAUAUAUUACAGCAGGCAGAGGAAGCCUUCUGAGCGCAGUGGCCAUGUAUUUACACCCAUAGCUGCAAUGUAUUCCGGUGGUCAUGCACUUCCUGAUGCAGAUAGGAGCCCCAAUUUGGUAUUUGGUAGUAUGAAGAAGGAUUGGGACAACAUUCGUCACCGCAAGCUUCAAUUGGUCAACUUCCUUGCUGGUCUGGAAAGUGCCUCUGGAAAUUCUGUGCUAGCUGGCAAAAUCAUGGAGCCAACUGAACAAAAAGAAAAGGGUGACAUAAUAGUUCUUGAUUCAGAUGAUGAGGAUGGAAACGGUUCAGAAUACAAUAAGUUGGCAUCUGGGGUGAACAAAGAACUCAGAACAUCUGAAGUGGCUAGUAAUGUCACAGAAAGGAUGGCGUCUAAUAAGAGCCAAGCAUUUGAAACUAUGCAUGCUUAUGGAGACAAGAACACGCAGAUUGUUCUAUAUGGUCAAGGUUCUGCUUCGCAGAUUGUUCCAUAUGGUCAAGGUUCUGCUUUAGUGAAUCAGUUUCCUUUGCAAACCAGUUGGCAACCAUCUAUUCAGUUUGAGAGAGUUGUGUUGCAAAAAAGGCCUGAGGAGCAGCGAAUGCAAGAUCUUGUGGCUGCUAGCAUAGCUGAGAAGAGAGCAGAAACACAAAUGUUCCUUUCACUUCCUACGGAGAAAAAGCGAAGGAGAUCAGACCUCAGUUUGCUGAUGCUCGACUCAUUUGUCCCUAAACAAAGAAGAAAAGGUGACACAGAUCUAGCAGCAGCUGAUUUGUCAUUGGAUUUACAACAACCUGCUACAUCACCAGAACCUGAACCUGACAUGGCUAUAGAGGAAGAAGAGAAACAUAAAAACGAAAGUGAUGGUCUUGAGGAUUAUUGGAAAGAUUUUGCAUUGGCUGUUGAAAGCACAAAGCUUGACGAAGUUGAUGAGGCGGCAAAUGAAAAGGAAGAUGAUGGAAAGAUGGAGGACAUCGACUGCAAUCAUGACAUUCGGAUUCAUGAAGAUUUGGGCCAUGUGUGCCGUGUGUGUGGUAUGAUUGUGAGAAGAGCUGAUUCAAUAAUUGAUUAUCAGUGGAAAAAGGCUUCAAGGAGGAAAACGAAUAUCUAUGGAGGACAUUCAAAGGAUGCUGAUGAGAUAGACUGUGGUACUGUUAAACUGUCUGAAGAUUUCAUAAUCGCAGAUGUUGCUAUUCAUCCUAGACAUGCUCAGACAAUGAAACCACAUCAGUUGGAAGGUUUCAACUUUUUGGUUAAGAAUUUGAUUGGAGACAAGCCUGGAGGUUGCAUCCUUGCACAUGCCCCAGGUUCAGGGAAAACAUUUAUGCUUAUAAGCUUCAUUCAGAGCUUCAUGGCAAGGUAUCCAUCUGCAAGGCCCCUUGUUGUGCUGCCCAAAGGGAUACUAGGUACAUGGAAGAAAGAAAUUCAAAGAUGGCAAGUGCAGGAUAUACCAUUGUAUGAUUUCUACUCUGUUAAGGCUGAAAAAAGAGUAGAACAGUUGCAAAUCCUCAAAUCUUGGGAAGACAAGAUGAGUAUACUGUUUCUUGGAUACAAGCAGUUCGCCACAAUCGUCACUGAUGAUGGGGGCAGCAACGUCACAGCUGCAUGUCGGGACAGGCUGCUUAAGGUUCCCAACCUUCUGAUACUUGACGAGGGUCAUACACCUAGGAAUCGGGAGACUGAUGUACUAGAAUCGCUAAAUAGAGUGGAAACACCACGCAAAGUGGUUCUUUCAGGUACACUUUUCCAGAAUCACGUUGAGGAGGUGUUCAAUAUCUUGAAUCUUGUUCGCCCGAAGUUUCUCAGGAUGGAAUCAUCCCGCCCUGUUGCCAGACGUAUAAUGAGUCAAGUCGAAAUAUCUGGUAGAGGUUCAAAAGGGUUUGCUGAUAGCGCAUUCACUGAGGCAGUUGAAGGAACCUUGUUGAAUGAUGAAAACUUCAAGAGAAAAGCACAUGUUAUUAGAGGUCUUAGAGAACUAACAAAGGAUGUGCUUCACUAUUACAAGGGUGAUAUCUUAGACGAACUGCCUGGCUUAGUAGACUUCAGCGUGUUUUUGAAGCUCACACCCAAGCAGAAAGACAUUAUUCGCAACAAGUUGGAAACUCAUGACAGAUUCAAAAGAAGUGCAGUAGGGAGUGCAUUGUACAUUCAUCCUUGUCUUUCACAACUUUCAGAGGUUAAUGCUGAGAACAGGGCUAACAUCUUGAGAGAUGAUUUAGUUGAUAGUCUGCUGGAUUCUAUCAAUGUGAAAGAUGGUGUGAAGGCCAAUUUUUUCAUGAAUAUCCUGUCACUUGCUAAUUCUGCAGGAGAGAAAGUACUUGCUUUCAGUCAGUAUAUCCUUCCCAUGAAAUUUUUUGAAAGGCUGCUGGUUAAGAUGAAGGGCUGGCAUGUGGGGAAAGAGAUUUUUAUGAUCUCUGGUGAUACUAGUCAAGAAGACAGAGAAGUGGCAGUGGACCAUUUUAACAACUCUGCCGAUGCAAAAGUUCUGUUUGGUUCUAUCAAGGCAUGUGGAGAAGGCAUCUCCCUCGUUGGUGCAUCGAGAGUUAUCAUUCUAGAUGUACACCUGAACCCAUCUGUCACCCGUCAGGCGAUUGGGCGUGCAUUCAGGCCUGGACAGCAGAAGAAGGUGUUUGUAUACAGACUUGUAGCUGCCGAUUCUGACGAGGAAAAGGUCCAUGAGACAGCAUUCAAGAAAGAAGUCAUACCGAAGCUGUGGUUUGAAUGGAGUGAGCACUGUACUACGGAAGACUUCAAGCUUGGUCAAGUUGAUAUUGAUGACUCUGGGGACGAACUAUUGGACACUAAAGCAAUCCGCCAGGAUAUCAAAGCUCUGUAUGGAAGGUGA
This is a messenger RNA of Miscanthus lutarioriparius, 2871 nucleotides long. NCBI's taxonomy places the organism in Eukaryota, Viridiplantae, Streptophyta, Magnoliopsida, Poales, Poaceae. The record is from the annotation of a GenBank genome assembly.